AUGAAAGAAUUGAUAACUGUGUUUGUUGUUAUUUUGGUAUCCAUUGUCAUGCAAGUGACAGCCAAGCCAAUGGAUAUAAAAACCAAUUAUUGGCUACAAGGAAAUCAUGAUGAAUUCCAAACCAACCGAGUUAAUGUUUUUCAACCAUUUCCAGAUUUCAAUGUCAGCAUUCAAGGAACUCCUAACAUUUAUUUUGACCGAAAUUUGGUGUUGGUGGAUGCCUCUCGAAAUGUAUUGAUCACAAAUUAUGCCUUAUAUGACGGCGAAAAGUUUCCACAAUUAGACGAUUUUGUGUUGUGUAGUGUUGAUUUGACAACUGGCACUUUAACAAAAUUGAAUUUUGACACUUCUAGACCAGCAUUUCGCUCUAGCUCCAUCUCACAUGCUGUAAUGAGCCCGCAAGGAGUGUAUUACUUUGCUCUUUCAAGACAACAAGUUGGAUUGAACUUUGUAUUCACUUAUAACUUGACAGCUGGUCAUAUGGGUUACUCCAAUUACUAUUCAAUUCCAAAUGGCGUUCAAGUGGACGGACUUACCAUUGUCGAUAAUACACUUUUUGUGUACAAUGUAGAAGCUUUGAAUGCUUACAAUCUUGACAUGACCUUAAAAUGGACAUACGCAACAGGAUUCACAUAUGGCCAAGCCUCAAAUUUGAUAACCACUGAAGAGAAGGGUAGAAAAUUGUUGUAUUAUGCUGCUCAGAAUAUUGUUUUUCGUAUGGAUCCUUUGAGUUUUACUUUAUUGAGAUAUCAAUUUCCUGUGGAUUACUCAGUUAAGAGCGUUUCUUAUUUAGGAAAUGGAAAUCUUUUGGUGGUUGUCAAUGAUAAUAGUGUUUUGGCUGAUAGAAUUUUUUCUGUCAAUGUUGUGAGUGGAAUUUCAACGAGGUUACCAGUUGCAGCUGAACCAGAACUUGGUCCACUUCUACGAUGCUCCAAUUCAAUGAAUUAUCAAGCUCCUAACAAUCCAUUUGUCACAUAUUCAGUUCUCGUUUGUUCCGAGUAUACUGGAGGCAUUGGUGAAAGGAAUGUUAUUGGCCUCUCAUGGGAUGCAACAAAUCCACAGAAACCAAACUUUUCUGUCCAAUGGCAUUUGAAAAAAUUUCGGGCGCUCGAUUUACCAAUUUCAGCAACCAAUAUUGAAGGUCAUUUCCUCCUUGCUACGGAUCAUGGUUAUAUGGUAAUGGACAUGGCAAGUGGAAAGAUGAUCACUACCAAACAAUCCAACGUUGCUAAUUCUUCAUGCAAGAUUGUUACAGCAAUGAAUGGAAAAUUCUAUUCAGUCUGUACAGAUACUUCCACAAUGAGAAUUGCUUCACGUCCUAUUUAUUAA
This is a messenger RNA of Naegleria lovaniensis, 1329 nucleotides long. RefSeq lists its product as uncharacterized. The coding region runs from base 1 to 1329 and encodes 442 amino acids. Lineage: Eukaryota; Heterolobosea; Eutetramitea; Acrasida; Naegleriidae. The transcript has a single exon. The record is from RefSeq and is a predicted model, not a curated record.